GCCAGAGGAACAUUCUCUCUUCAGAGCAGGAAUCAAAACAAGAGAGGGACUCGCCUUCCUCAUGGUGUACCUCUGCUGUCAAGAUUGCCUGCGCACAUCUGGAGGAUGAUGAUGUUCGAACUGUAACAUCUGCAUCCCCCGUGCAUUACAGUUCGCAGUGAAUUCGCCAAGCACCCUCGACAUGAUAUCCGCAGAAAUGCUCGGUGGCGGUCGCUGACAGGCUGCAUUCAUACUGAGCACACCAUUAUGCCCAACCAAAAAAGUAACAAGGGGAAGAGAAAUAAACGCACGAACAGUAGCGGGGACGAGCAAGAAAAUGGAGCCUCUGCGUCUGCGGUUACAGGAGGAAUUGCCACGGUGUUGAUUGGAGCGACAGCGGGUCCGCCGAGCGACAAUAGAAGUGGUAAGAACGUCACUUCAGUGAACGUUCUACCAAAUGAAAGUCAUACUGGUUUGGAACGAUAUGAGGAGGCCCCAUGUGCCACCCCAUUAGUGUGCAGUCUGGGCCGUCCCAUUGACCUUGAGAAGGACGACUACCAGCGUGUGGUGUGCAACAGUGAACUCUGCCCUUACAGCAAUUGGAUGCACCUGCAGUGCUUCUAUGAGUGGGAGAGCAGCAUCCUGGUACAGUUCAACUGCAUCGGCCGGGCCCGCAGCUGGAACGAGAAGCAGUGCCGACAGAACAUGUGGACCAAAAAGGGCUACGAUCUGGCCUUCCGUUUCUGCUCCUGCCGCUGCGGCCAGGGACACCUUAAAAAAGACACGGACUGGUACCAGGUGAAACGCAUGCAGGACGAGCGCAAGAAAAAGUUGCCGGAGAAAGGGAACGGGAAGCCCAGCUGUUCUGCCUCCGGAGGUGGCGCUUGCGGUGGAGGUGGUCUGGAAGCUGCCGAUGAGCCUAAGAAAGGGAAAUCAUCUGCAAGCCAUAAGCUAGCGCAUCGUGGCUCCAGUCAGGAACUGUCUCACAGACAAUCAGCAGAUUGGCAGAACUCUCAGGAGAGAUGUCACGCUGGUCCUCCCAAUGCCGUCGGCGGGGUUUCCCACGGGCUCCGGUCCCCUUGCGAAUCCCCCACUCAGUCCCCUCCUUCAGGCUUCUCCUCCUUUUUCCCCCAGUCCCUCAGUGGCCCGCGGAGUUCGAGGCACCUGGGUGAGUUUCUUAAGAACGCGGUUCAUACGGAAGGCCACAGGAAGCAUUUGCUGUCCGGAGGUGGUGUGGCACGUGGCGGGGCUCAACUUGAGCAGGGAGCCGCUAACAUGUGCCUCCCUCGGCUUUCUCCCGGAGACAACCCUGUGCAGUUCUUAAGGAGGCUGGAUCUUUCUGAGCUGCUCGCGCACAUUCCCCGCCACAAGCUUAACACCUAUCAUGUGCGAAUGGAGGACGAUGCCCAGGCCGGGCAGGGAGAGGAUCUCAGGAAGUUCAUCCUCUCUGCGCUCAGUGCGAGUCACCGCAAUGUGGUGAACUGUGCCCUCUGCCAUCACACCCUGCCCAUCUUUGAGCAGUUCCCUUUAGUGGAUGGAACGCUGUUCCUGAGCCCUUCACGCCAUGAUGAAAUUGAGUACGAUGUACCUUGCCAUUUACAAGGGAGGUUGAUGCACCUUUAUGCCAUCUGUGUGGACUGCCUGGAAGGAGUGCACAAAAUCGUGUGUAUAAAGUGCAAGUCCAGGUGGGAUGGAAGCUGGCACCAGCUGGGCACAAUGUACACAUAUGACAUACUGGCUGCAUCACCAUGCUGCCAGGCCCGGCUGAACUGCAAGCAUUGUGGGAAACCUGUCAUAGAUGUACGUGUGGGCAUGCAGUAUUUCUCUGAGUACAGCAAUGUACAGCAGUGUCCUCACUGUGGCAAUCUGGACUAUCACUUUGUAAAGCCAUUCUCCUCGUUCAAAGUUCUCGAAGCUUAUUGACAAAAGUUGCAUUUGCAUGCUAGUAUUUUUCCCUGUUUUUUCUAUUGAUAGAAUUACUUAUUUUGGGCUCUUGUCGACACUUUGUGUGGAAUUAGUUCUCUUUAGGAACAAAAUAGAAAGAAUCAAAGCAUACGAUGCUGAUCGUCAAAGAGCGUGUCUUUUAUUAAGAGAAAAAGGGUGUGCUUUUGUGUAUAUACUGACGCCAUCCUUGAAAUGUUUGAGCUUGCAUUUAAAAAACAAAGCAACAAUACUGUGACAAGUGAAUGUAUCUCUGUAUGCCAAAUUUGCUCUUUUGUACAAAACAAAACAAAACAAGAAAACAAUAAAAUACAUAAAAGGAUCCUUCUUUUUCACAGAGUAAUUAUUAAUUAUUCUAUGGCUUGGUCAGUUAUCUUUUUGAUCUCAAUCUCACCCACCCAGGGCCUGUCUGCAUAAUUCCUGUUUUCCAUAUCAAAUAGCUAUGCUCAAUGAACAUCAUUAUUGCAGAUGAAGCAGCUUCUUUGCUAAAAUGAGGAGGCACUCUCAUGUGGACAACCUUUGG
Messenger RNA from Sinocyclocheilus anshuiensis, 2443 nucleotides. Its product is annotated as headcase protein homolog. The record is from RefSeq and is a predicted model, not a curated record. Bases 247 to 1902 code for a protein of 551 amino acids. The transcript is spliced from 5 exons. NCBI's taxonomy places the organism in Eukaryota, Metazoa, Chordata, Actinopteri, Cypriniformes, Cyprinidae.